UAUUCUAUCUAUGAGAUCAUAAUUCAUGCAUGCAAUAAUCUCAAAUCAUGUCUAGUAGUGUGGACGAGGAUGAAGGCUACGAUGAACCACCGGCCAUGCCUUCCAUGUUGUGGGUUCGUAACCUUCGCCGGUACAUCAGAUCGGAUGCCAGUCUUGGCUCUGAAGCCAGAAUGGAGCAUGAAACAAGAAGAAUCCUGCUUAAUAUGUACAAAGAGAAGCAUCGUAAGAGUGUCGAAGCGGGCAUAAUCCCCAGUUUCUAUAAGAAGAAACCUGAGGAUGGUUCCAUCAGCCACACGGUUCAGAGGCUGGCAAAAUAUCGUUUUCUGAAGAAGCAAUCAGACAUUUUGCUAAACGCUGAUGACCUGGAUACCCUGUGGCUUUGCUUAAGAGAAAAUUGUUUGGUUGAUGAAAUCACUGGUUCUGUAAAGGUGAAUUAUGAAGACUUUUGCCAAAUUGCAUCUCUAUGUACGGAACAAAUUGGCCCAAAGUGUCGUCGUUUCUUUAGUCCUUCAAAUUUUAUGAAGUUUGAAAAGGAUGAAUCAGGAAGAAUUGCGAUUUUGUCCUUUUAUCUGUAUGUAAUGCGCACGGUUUCUCUUACACAAGCAAGAAUUGAUAUGAGUGAGCUUGAUGAGGAUUCAGAUGGGUUUCUACAACCUUAUGAAAUGGAGGCUUAUAUCAGAGGUCUCAUUCCUAACUUGGCUCAGCUUUGUGACAUGCCUGCCGAAUUCGUUCAAAUGUAUUGCCACAUAGCCACUCACAAAUUCUUCUUUUUUUGUGACCCGAAUAGGCGAGGGAAGGCUUGCAUAAAGAAGAUUUUGCUCAGUAAUUGUCUACAAGAACUAAUGGAACUGCAUCAAGAGAGUGAAGUAGAAGCUGCCGAUACUGAGCAGACUGAGAACUGGUUUUCACUAGCAUCUACACAACGUAUAUGUGAUAUGUUUAUUGACCUUGAUAAAGAUGCAAACGGGACAUUAAGUGAGGAGGAACUUCAAGGAUACGCAGAUGGAACGCUAACAGAGAUAUUUAUCCAGAGAGCUUUUGACGAGCAUGUUCGGCAUGGCAAAACUGUUAUUGGGCUUGCUUGGGAGAUGGACUUUGAGAGUUUUCUUGAUUUUGUUCUUGCCCUCGAAAACAAAGAUACACCCGAGGGAUUAACAUACAUAUUCAAGUGCCUUGAUCUGCAAGGAAAGGGAUACCUAACAGCAGCCGAUAUACAUAUUCUAUUUAGGGACGUGCGUGAAAAAUGGAUCCAGGUAGGAAAUUAUGAACUAUGCACAGAAGAUGUGAGGGACGAAAUAUGGGAUAUGGUGAAACCAGUUGAUCCAUUAAGAAUCACACUUUCUGAUAUGUUGCAAUGCAAACAAGGUGGGACGAUUGCUAGUAUGCUUAUAGAUGUACGUGGGUUUUGGGCUCAUGACAACCGAGAAAACCUUCUUCAAGAGGAGGGAGAAUCGUUUGAUAUUGAUGGUGCGGUCUAG
Messenger RNA from Helianthus annuus (common sunflower), 1478 nucleotides. Its product is annotated as probable serine/threonine-protein phosphatase 2A regulatory subunit B'' subunit TON2. NCBI's taxonomy places the organism in Eukaryota, Viridiplantae, Streptophyta, Magnoliopsida, Asterales, Asteraceae. The record is from RefSeq and is a predicted model, not a curated record. The transcript is spliced from 12 exons. Gene Ontology annotation, cellular component: spindle; centrosome. Gene Ontology annotation, biological process: cortical cytoskeleton organization; microtubule cytoskeleton organization; regulation of dephosphorylation. The coding region runs from base 48 to 1478 and encodes 476 amino acids. Gene Ontology annotation, molecular function: calcium ion binding.